Molecule: messenger RNA, 2094 nt
Organism: Haliotis rufescens (red abalone)
Lineage: Eukaryota; Metazoa; Mollusca; Gastropoda; Lepetellida; Haliotidae
Product: AAC-rich mRNA clone AAC4 protein-like
Exons: 3
Coding region: 405-884 (159 amino acids)
Source: RefSeq, a predicted model, not a curated record
CUUGCAUCAGAAACCCGCAAUACAAGCCACCGAACAAGCCAGUUAGAACAUGCCAGUGUAGUUGUAUUCAAUUCACAUAUUAUAUGUCCGAAAGCUAGCGACACCAUAAAAAAUGGGUAGAAACAGAAUAUCUAACCGAAUGCGAAAUUCUCAGAAUUUCUCUCAAAUCUGUGCCUGGCAGACCGUCCAGGACCGGUGUUUCUCCUCCCGAGACAGGCCUCAAGAGGAAGAGGGAAAGCGUCUUCCUCGGUUGCGGAGCAAAUAUUUCGCCCUGUAACUCAUACGUCGGGGAAAACUUCAUUGUUCAUCAGCUACAGUGGUUCAAAAUUCAUAAGCUCAUCAAUGACAUCGAUUCUGGUGGAAUAGCGUACUGCGAUUUCCUUUCAACUCGAGGUGUAAGCCGAAUGUCUCUCACGGAGGGUGCCGUGCGUAUACGAGAUGUGCCGAACGCGGGAGGGAACUCAGUUCUGUCGGAAGUGCUAUCCUUCGAACUGAUGAACAAGUGCUUUGCGGCUAGAUUAUUAAAGACUGAGAUGGAGGUGUCCUAUUUCCCCUGCGGGGGGUCCAUCACGGACUACGUGUGCGAGGUGUUCGGCCAGCGACUCGGAGUUUCCGUCACCCGAGCCAUGAAAUACAAGGGAGACUACUCCGAGGAGGACGCAUUACACCUACUGUGCAAGAAGUUAAAAGGGAUAGUACAGUCCAGCCGCAACACGUUAGAAAACUGGAGCAAACAGAUCUUGCACGUGUGGGCGACCAACAAGCAUGUGGCCAGGGUCGUUGAGAAAGCGUAUGAGCUGGUUCCGUAUGACCUGAGGGGAAACACCAUGGUCCUUGUCACCACGGCAACAGAGUCAAAGUUCAUCUUCCUCAACGCCAGCUGAGAGGCGGACAGAGACGCCUGUAGCGCCCCCACUACAUCACAUGCCAAGCAGCACGCGCGGAACACACCGAAGUUGGGCCCAGAACAUCGGGAAAUGUCGGCAGUGUUGCCUUCAAGCAGUGCAAGGUGGACUGCCGAGAAUGAGUCAGGAGACGUCACCUCUACUGCAGUUCCAACCAUGAUGGACAGAUCUCACUGAAGAAGGCUGAGCACAUGUUUACAUGAUCAAUAUAUGAGUCAAAAGAAAUUUGAGCCACUGUAGCAUCUAUCACAGUCGAUCAUCAAAAAUGUCACCGCCAUCAUCACCAUCACCAUCAUCAUCAUCAUCAUCAUCAUCAUCAUCAUCAUCACGUUCUCCCACCCCAUAGUGAUUAUCUGCAUACAAGUAACCGUUCUGGUUCGCCAUUUAUACCAUUAACAUAUACAUGUUACCUUGAAGCACAGCCUGGGUGUAUCAUCUCAAUAGCCUAUGUGAAUGAACACUUGUGUUUAUUUUCUUGUAAAUUAUCAGUGUACAUAUCGCUAAGGAAAAAACAUUUUGUUACAUGCAAGUUUGUUUGCUUCACAGCUGUAUAUAUACAGUAAAAAAUUUAAACGAGUUUAUCCUCUCGUUCGAUAACGACCUCGUGAGUAAUACUGUUUAAUUUUCGCCAUAAUACAUUCUAUGAAUAAAUAAUGGAAUGAAAACAAAUAAUCGAACAAAUUACAUUUAGAUAAUGGCCACAAUACCCUUGAGCACACUUUUACAUUGUCAAGUUCUGCACACUGUUAAACUGUUCACGUCAUAGGCUUCUGAGAUGAACCAUCUAUCAGUAAGUAGAUGAGGAGUUAUUUAUAAAUGGUCAGCAGAUUCCGUCAGUUCCCCCGGCUGAUGAUAGGGCACUGUUGUGGGAGGACAAAUAUACCAUACACCAUGACACCCAGCUUGUACAUAGUCAGUAUUAUACACCCCCUACAGCAGUAUGUGUAUGUGAUGUGCGCGUUAGUUGGAGUGUGUAUUUUUAUGAUUUGAAAGUUUUAAUAUAUGGCAUGAUUGAUGAACGAACCCCUUAUUAUAUUGAUGUUAAUCAUCAUCAGAUUUGUAUUUGUCAAUAUCAUGUUUGAAUGUUUGAUACACUGCUUUAUGAUCAAUGUGUGUUUAGUGUGAUGUUAAUUAUUGUCAGUUUUAUGUUCUAUUUUAUACUUUUAUAAUAAAUGUUUAAAAAAAGGGU